This is a messenger RNA of Trichobilharzia szidati, 1078 nucleotides long. The record is from the annotation of a GenBank genome assembly. Lineage: Eukaryota; Metazoa; Platyhelminthes; Trematoda; Strigeidida; Schistosomatidae.
AUGCUUCAGAGACCAACGAUAACAGUGACCGGUCCAAAUCUUGUAUUUUACGGUACCCCACUUGAAUUGAUAUGUCGUGCUAGUUUCCCAUCUUCAGAAGCUAAACUUGAUCCAACCAUAUCCCUGGAAUGGUAUCACCGUGGAAUUCGACGUCUAUCAAAUCCAUACAAAUCUGGUGGUGUAUAUAUUACCCUACGGUGGCUGGAUUCUCAUCUGCUAGAAAGUCGAUUAUUCAUAGCCUGGGCAAGUGAAGCUGAAGCAGGCCAGUGGAUAUGUUUAGAAAGAUCAAAUCCUAUUAAAAAUGUGAAUUUAACAAAAAUGUCACCGAAUUACCAUAAACUGGAAUAUAUGGAGUUGAAUUCACAGUCACCUGCCUACCUUAAUAAGUCUGCAACAUACAGUCCAUCAAGGCUUGACUUUGUUUAUGAUAAGAUUUAUAUAGAAAUAAUUGAUCUCCCUGAUACAACAGACUCUGUACACUCGAAAACAGUCAGUACAUCAACUGAUGUGCCAACACUAUCCUCCUCCUCCUCGUCCUCCAUGUCCUUUUCAUCACCUCUACACUCAUCAUCGUCAUCAUCAUCAUCAUCAUCAUCUACAUUCAAUCGUAAAUUCAUUCGACCGAAUAUACUGAGUGAAACAAAUCACUUAAAGGUAAAAAGUGAUGCAAAACUAUCUUUUGUUGAACGUUUAAUACGUUCAAUGAAUUAUUGUACACGUUUACAAGUGAACAAAGACACAUUUGUAGUAUUCAUUCUAUUAAAUUGUUACUUUUACACAUCUAUAUUACAUCAUAUUUUAUAAAAAAAGAGAAAGUGAGAGUGGGUUUGUGGAGAGAGAAACACAAUGAGACAGAAAGACAAUCUCAAAAGUUGUAAACGGAAAUGUAUCUUCAGCAUAAACUGAGGGAAUUUUAUUCUGAUAUAGAUUUCAGUUGUAUUACUUCAUUUCUUAUCUUCAAAUGAGUCUUUACCUUCGAUUGUUAUUAUUUAUGUAAAGGAGGCUAAAGACAUCUAUACAUGUAUAUGUAUGUGUUUAUUCUUUUUAUUGAAAGAACACAGAGUUAAUUUAUAAGUAA